Oncorhynchus gorbuscha (pink salmon) is the source of this 14299-nucleotide messenger RNA. Its product is annotated as mucin-2-like. Gene Ontology annotation, molecular function: protein binding. The record is from RefSeq and is a predicted model, not a curated record. Gene Ontology annotation, cellular component: extracellular matrix. The transcript is spliced from 49 exons. Lineage: Eukaryota; Metazoa; Chordata; Actinopteri; Salmoniformes; Salmonidae. The coding region runs from base 16 to 14118 and encodes 4700 amino acids.
UGGGUGUUAAUAUGGAUGGCUCUGGCGAUUGGUUUAACUGCCUCUCAAAGUGAGGAUACGUCAAAGGCCACAGUUAACAUCAUCCCCUCAAUGUCAAGGAUACCUGAGAUUGCAGGAGUGAGUCCUAUACAUAAUGGCCAAGUCUGCAGUACGUGGGGUAACUACCACUUCAAGACCUUUGACGGAGACAUCUUUCAGCUCCCCUCCACCUGCAACUAUGUUGUGACCUCACUGUGCCAUAGCAGUUAUGAGGAUUUCAACAUCCAGAUGAGGAGGCAGGUGGUGGACAACCAGCCCACCAUUAGCAAGAUCACCAUGAAGCUGGAUGGCACAGUGGUGGAGCUUUCCAAGGGUUCCAUUGUUGUUAAUGGGAAUAAUGCCACCUUACCAUUCAGCCAGUCUGGUAUUCUCAUUGAAGAGACUCCCUCCUACAUCAAGAUCAAAGCAAAACUGGGAUUGGUAGCCAUAUGGAACCAGGAUGAUUCCUUCUUGGUGGAGAUGGACAUCAAAUUCAGAAAUAAGACCUGUGGUCUAUGUGGAGAUUUUAAUGCAAUUCAGCAAUUUGAUGAGUUCUAUAGCCAUGGUAUGAAAUUGUCCCCUGUCGACUUCGGAAACUUCUGGAAAUUGGAUGGUCCCACUGAAAGCUGUACUGAAAACACACUGCCUUCAAAUCAGAAAUGCCCCAAUCUGAAACCAGUUUGUGAGCAGUUGCUCUCCGGUCCUGCCUUCAGCAGCUGUAAGGACUUGUUGGCCAUCGACUCAUUUGUUGAGGCCUGUGUAUCUGACCUGUGCCACUGUGAUAACAGCACCAACUCCUUCUGCCUGUGCAACACCAUCUCAGAGUACUCCCGUCAGUGUGUUCACGCAGGGGGGAAGCCCAAACAAUGGAGGACUGAACAGUUCUGCUAUAAGACAUGCCCCUUCAACAUGGAGUACCAGGAGUGUGGAAAUCCCUGUGUUGACACCUGCUCCAACCCUGAGAGAGGCCAGCUGUGUGAGGACCACUGCUCAGAUGGCUGCUUUUGUCCUCCAGGAACUGUUUUUGAUGACGUCAACAAGAACGGUUGUAUCGCCUUGAGUCAAUGCUCCUGCCGCCACAAUGGAAAAACCUACGCACCCGGAGAGUCUUAUUCAAGCACUUGUAAAGAUUGUUCUUGUGCUGGUGGUCAGUGGAAGUGUGUGGACAAGGACUGUCCUGGCACCUGUGCUGUGGAGGGCGGAUCCCACAUCAACACCUACGAUGGAAAAACCUACACCUUCCAUGGGGACUGCUCUUAUGUUCUGACCAAGGACUGUGAUGGGAUGCAAUUCACUGUACUGGGUGAUCUGGUGCAGUGUGGGCUUUCUGACAGUGAGACUUGUCUAAAGGCUGUUACCCUGUCCCUCUCAGAAGGAGCCACUGUGAUCAACAUACAACCCAAUGGAAAAGCCUUUGUAAAUGGAAUCUAUUCUCAGCUGCCCCUUUCUGCUGCUGGAGUAACUAUUUUCAGAGCCUCCUCAUUUUUCGUCAUUGUCCAGACCACCUUUGGCCUCCAGUUGGAAAUCCAACUCUCACCAAUCAUGCAGGUCUAUAUUGCUGCAAGCACCGUUUGGCAGCAGAGAACUUGCGGUCUUUGUGGAAACUUCAACAACAACCAAGGAGAUGAUUUCAAGGUCCUGAGCGGAGUGACUGAGGGCACAGCCAUUGGUUUUGCAAACACCUGGAAAACACGAGCCAGCUGCCCAGACAUCAAGAGUAGCUUUGAAAGCCCCUGCAGUUUAAGUCUUGACAAUGAGAAAUAUGCCCAGCACUGGUGCUCUCAGCUGGCUGAUCCUAAAGGGUUGUUUGCUAAAUGCCACACAGCAAUAAGCCCAGACAUGUACAAAGAAAACUGCAUGUAUGACAGCUGUAACUGUGAGAAGAGCGAGGACUGCAUGUGUGCUGCCGUCUCCUCUUAUGUCCACGCUUGUGCUGCCGAGGGUAUCCAGCUCACUGGCUGGAGAGACACUAUCUGCAACAAAUACUCCACCUCGUGCCCUAGCACCAUGGUCUACAGCUACAGCAUAAAAAGCAGUGAUCGCUCCUGCCGCUGCUACAGCGACUCUGACUUUACCUGUUCAAUCACCUUCGAGCCUGUGGAUGGGUGUGUCUGUUCUGAGGGAACCUACCUGGAUGAUGAGGGCAAGUGUGUUCCACCAGCCAGCUGCCCUUGUUAUUACAAGGGCUCAGUGGUGUCCCCUGGAGAGGUCAUCAGCAAGGAUGGAACCAUGUGCACCUGCAAGGAGGGAAAACUCCGUUGCAUUGGAGAUUCACCCGAUCAGCCAUCAUGUGUUGCACCAAUGGUUUUCUUCAACUGCUCCAAUGCAAGCCCAGGAGUGAGAGGGUUAGAGUGUCAGAAGAGCUGCAACAUUCUGGAUAUGGCCUGUAUCAGCACAGAGUGCAUAUCAGGCUGUAUGUGUCCCUCUGGACUGGUAUCCGAUGGAAAAGGAGGCUGCAUCAAGCCAGACCUUUGUCCUUGUUCUCACAAUGGAGCUACUUACCAACCAGGAGACAGAAUCAAGGUCGACUGCAAUACCUGCACUUGUAAAGACAGAAAAUGGCAGUGCACAACUAACCUGUGCCUUGGAACCUGUGCCAUUUAUGGAGAUGGACACUACAUUACUUUUGAUGGGAAACGAUUCACUUUCGAAGGAGACUGUGAAUACACACUUACAAAGGACUACUGUGGUAGCAACAAUGCCAACGGCAGCUUCAGGGUCAUCACUGAGAACAUCCCUUGUGGAACGACAGGCACCACCUGCUCCAAGGCCAUUAAGCUCUUCCUGGGGAACAAUGAACUAAUUCUGACAGAAGGGAACUACCAAGUCGUUGAGAGAAAUACAGGGGAGGCGGUUCCUUACCAGAUUCGCACAAUGGGCAUCUACCUUGUGAUUGAAGCCAAUAAUGGGUUGAUUCUCAUGUGGGACAGGAAAACAAGCAUGUUCAUCAAACUGAACCCACAGUUCAAGGGACAUGUCUGUGGUCUCUGUGGAAACUAUGAUGGCAAUGCAAACAAUGACUUCACUACCAGGAGCCAGGCAGUAGUUGUCAACCCUCUAGACUUUGGAAACAGCUGGAAAGUCUCUGCAAGCUGCCCCGAUGCAAAGAACAAAAGGAGCCCCUGUACUGCCAACCCUUACAGGCAGUCUUGGUCACAGAAGCAGUGCAGCAUCAUACAGAGCAAAGUUUUCACAGACUGCCAUUCUAAAGUGGACCCCUCUCCUUUCUACGAUGCUUGUGUGACAGACUCGUGUGCUUGCGACAGUGGUGGAGACUGUGAGUGUUUCUGUACCGCUGUGGCAGCUUAUGCAGAGGCCUGUAAUGAGGCUGGAGCCUGCAUAGCCUGGAGAAGCCCACAAAUCUGCCCACUGUUCUGUGAUUACUACAACCCCCCUGGAGAAUGUGAGUGGCACUAUAAGGCAUGUGGAGCUCAGUGUAUGAAGACCUGCAGGAAUCCCUCUGGGAGCUGCUCAACUCAGAUACCACCUCUUGAAGGUUGCUAUCCAAAAUGUCCUCCUGCUCAACCCUUCUUUGAUGAAGAUAUAAUGAAGUGUGUGGAGAAGGAGCAGUGUGGCUGCUAUGGCAGAGAUGGAAAACACUACAAUAAUGGAGAAAAAGUACCGACCACAGAAAACUGCCAGACAUGCUAUUGUAAUUCUGUGACAGUGGACUGCAAAUACGAUGUACAAGCUUGCACUUGCACCUACAAUGGGAACAAAUACCCCAAUGGGCAUAUCAUCUAUCACACCACAAAUGGGCACGGCAGUUGUAUCACAGCCAUCUGUGGGAAGAAUGGAACCACUCAGAGGGACAUUUACCCAUGUUCAACUCCAACUCCAACUUUAACUCCAUCUGUUCCUAACUCUACUCCAUCCUCUACAGUGACAACAACUGUCUUUACUUUCUCAACACCCACAACUGCGCCAACCACAACUUCAACAGAGACAACAGUGUCUCCAACAACCUUUACUACUACAUGUGGCUAUCCAUGUGUGUGGUCACAGUGGUUUGAUACCACAUUCCCUACACUUGGUACUCCAGGAGGAGACUCUGAAACCUACAACAACAUAAGAGCAGAGGGACACGAUAUAUGUGAGAAGCCAAGCAAGAUCCAAUGCAGAGCCGAGAAGUACCCAAAUGUUAGCAUAAGCCAAGUAGGCCAAGUGGUGCAGUGUAAUGUAGCAGAAGGGUUGACUUGCAGAAAUGAAGACCAGUCAGGAAAAUUCCCACUGUGCUUUAACUACCAAGUUCGAGUCCUCUGCUGUGAUGAAGAUCUUUGUACAUCUAAGCCUACAACCAUUUCACCAACAACUACAAGACCACCUGUUACAACAACAACUACAAACGCAACCACCUCCACUAUAUCAACGACCACGUUGAAUACAAAACCCCCUAACUGCACAGUUUGUGAGUGGUCACCUUGGUAUAAUGUGGACUAUCCUCAAUUUGGUCCUGGGGGUGGUGACAAUGAAUCAAUUAAAAAGAUUCUAGAAUCUGGAAAACAUAUUUGUGAAAAACCAGUGGAUGUCAUGUGCCAAGCAGUGCGAUAUCCAGGGAUCCCAUUGUCUGAAUUAGGACAGAAGGUAGAAUGUAAUACAAAGGUUGGAUUAAUAUGCCAGAACAAAGAUCAAGGUAUUCCUCCAAUAUGCCUUGACUAUGAAAUUAAGGUGAAGUGUUGCAAGACUGUGAAAUGUCACACUACAACACCAGUCCAAACAACUAAACCUACUGUCACAACAACAACAAUGUCAGCAUCCACAUUACCUACAACAACAAGUAAACCAACAACAAUCACUACUCUUCCAACCUCAACUCUACCUCUAACCACAACUACAACUCCUACCACUACUCCAACACCAAAUACCGCAAUCUUAACAUCGACUGCACCACCUACCACAUCAACAACAGUUACUCAUAUCACUACUCCUACACCCACGACAAAGACUUCAACAUCGACAGCUCCACCUACAACAAAAACAACAACUCAGACUCCCAGCCCUAGUACAACUCCAACCACUACUCCUUCAUCAACCUCAACAGGAGUAACACCUACCCAAUGCAGUGGUGAAGAAACAUGUGUGUGGUCAGACUGGAUCAACCUUGGUCAGCCAACGUCUGGCUCUGAAGGUGGAGAAAAUGAAUCCAUUAAGAACAUCAUUGCUGCUGGUUAUCACAUUUGCUCAGCUCCAGAGGCAGUUGAAUGUAGAGCAAAACAAUUCCCUGGACUUCAGAUCUCUCAGCUUGGCCAAGAUGUGACUUGCAAUCCAUCUGUUGGACUGAUUUGUCAAAACAAUAAGCAAGGUCCUCAGCAAAAGUGCUUCGAUUACGAGAUUCGAGUGAAAUGUUGUCAAUGUGGAACCACAACACACAUCCCAACCACCGCAACAACAACAGUUCCUCUCGUCACUACUCCUACACCCACUACUACAACCUCAACAUCGACAGCUCCACCUACAACAAAAACAACAACUCAGACAUCCAGCCCUAGUACAACUCCGACCACUACUCCUACAUCGCCCUCAACAGGAGUAACACCUACCCAAUGCAGUGGUGAAGAAAAAUGUGUGUGGUCAGACUGGAUCAACCUUGGUCAGCCAACGUCUGGCUCUGAAGGUGGAGAAAAUGAAUCCAUUAAGAACAUCAUUGCUGCUGGUUAUCACAUUUGCUCAGCUCCAGAGGCAGUUGAAUGUAGAGCAAAACAAUUCCCUGGACUUCAGAUCUCUCAGCUUGGCCAAGAUGUGACUUGCAAUCCAUCUGUUGGACUGAUUUGUGAAAACAAUAAGCAAGGUCCUCAGCAAAAGUGCUUCGAUUACGAGAUUCGAGUGAAAUGUUGUCAAUGUGGAACCACAACACACAUCCCAACCACUGCAACAACAACAGUUCCUCUCGUCACUACUCCUAUACCCACUACUACAACCUCAACAUCGACAGCUCCACCUACAACAAAAACAACAACUCAGACAUCCAGACCUAGUACAACUCCAACCACUACUUCUACAUCACCCUCAACAGGAGUAACACCUACCCAAUGCAGUGGUGAAGAAACAUGUGUGUGGUCAGACUGGAUCAACCUUGGUCAGCCAACGUCUGGCUCUGAAGGUGGAGAAAAUGAAUCCAUUAAGAACAUCAUUGCUGCUGGUUAUCACAUUUGCUCAGCUCCAGAGGCAGUUGAAUGUAGAGCAAAACAAUUCCCUGGACUUCAGAUCUCUCAGCUUGGCCAAGAUGUGACUUGCAAUCCAUCUGUUGGACUGAUUUGUCAAAACAAUAAGCAAGGUCCUCAGCAAAAGUGCUUCGAUUACGAGAUUCGAGUGAAAUGUUGUCAAUGUGGAACCACAACACACAUCCCAACCACCGCAACAACAACAGUUCCUCUCGUCACUACUCCUACACCCACUACUACAACCUCAACAUCGACAGCUCCACCUACAACAAAAACAACAACUCAGACAUCCAGCCCUAGUACAACUCCGACCACUACUCCUACAUCACCCUCAACAGGAGUAACACCUACCCAAUGCAGUGGUGAAGAAAAAUGUGUGUGGUCAGACUGGAUCAACCUUGGUCAGCCAACGUCUGGCUCUGAAGGUGGAGAAAAUGAAUCCAUUAAGAACAUCAUUGCUGCUGGUUAUCACAUUUGCUCAGCUCCAGAGGCAGUUGAAUGUAGAGCAAAACAAUUCCCUGGACUUCAGAUCUCUCAGCUUGGCCAAGAUGUGACUUGCAAUCCAUCUGUUGGACUGAUUUGUCAAAACAAUAAGCAAGGUCCUCAGCAAAAGUGCUUCGAUUACGAGAUUCGAGUGAAAUGUUGUCAAUGUGGAACCACAACACACAUCCCAACCACCGCAACAACAACAGUUCCUCUCGUCACUACUCCUACACCCACUACUACAACCUCAACAUCGACAGCUCCACCUACAACAAAAACAACAACUCAGACAUCCAGCCCUAGUACAACUCCAACCACUACUCCUACAUCACCCUCAACAGGAGUAACACCUACCCAAUGCAGUGGUGAAGAAACAUGUGUGUGGUCAGACUGGAUCAACCUUGGUCAGCCAACGUCUGGCUCUGAAGGUGGAGAAAAUGAAUCCAUUAAGAACAUCAUUGCUGCUGGUUAUCACAUUUGCUCAGCUCCAGAGGCAGUUGAAUGUAGAGCAAAACAAUUCCCUGGACUUCAGAUCUCUCAGCUUGGCCAAGAUGUGACUUGCAAUCCAUCUGUUGGACUGAUUUGUCAAAACAAUAAGCAAGGUCCUCAGCAAAAGUGCUUCGAUUACGAGAUUCGAGUGAAAUGUUGUCAAUGUGGAACCACAACACACAUCCCAACCACCGCAACAACAACAGUUCCUCUCGUCACUACUCCUACACCCACUACUACAACCUCAACAUCGACAGCUCCACCUACAACAAAAACAACAACUCAGACUCCCAGCCCUAGUACAACUCCAACCACUACUCCUACAUCACCCUCAACAAGAGUAACACCUACCCAAUGCAGUGGUGAAGAAACAUGUGUGUGGUCAGACUGGAUCAACCUUGGUCAGCCAACGUCUGGCUCUGAAGGUGGAGAAAAUGAAUCCAUUAAGACCAUCAUUGCUGCUGGUUAUCACAUUUGCUCAGCUCCAGAGGCAGUUGAAUGUAGAGCAAAACAAUUCCCUGGACUUCAGAUCUCUCAGCUUGGCCAAGAUGUGACUUGCAAUCCAUCUGUUGGACUGAUUUGUCAAAACAAUAAGCAAGGUCCUCAGCAAAAGUGCUUCGAUUACGAGAUUCGAGUGAAAUGUUGUCAAUGUGGAACCACAACACACAUCCCAACCACCGCAACAACAACAGUUCCUCUCGUCACUACUCCUACACCCACUACUACAACCUCAACAUCGACAGCUCCACCUACAACAAAAACAACAACUCAGACAUCCAGCCCUAGUACAACUCCAACCACUACUCCUACAUCAACUUCAACAGGAGUAACACCUACCCAAUGCAGUGGUGAAGAAACAUGUGUGUGGUCAGACUGGAUCAACCUUGGUCAGCCAACGUCUGGCUCUGAAGGUGGAGAAAAUGAAUCCAUUAAGACCAUCAUUGCUGCUGGUUAUCACAUUUGCUCAGCUCCAGAGGCAGUUGAAUGUAGAGCAAAACAAUUCCCUGGACUUCAGAUCUCUCAGCUUGGCCAAGAUGUGACUUGCAAUCCAUCUGUUGGACUGAUUUGUCAAAACAAUAAGCAAGGUCCUCAGCAAAAGUGCUUCGAUUACGAGAUUCGAGUGAAAUGUUGUCAAUGUGGAACCACAACACACAUCCCAACCACCGCAACAACAACAGUUCCUCUCGUCACUACUCCUACACCCACUACUACAACCUCAACAUCGACAGCUCCACCUACAACAAAAACAACAACUCAGACUCCAGCCCUAGUACAACUCCAACCACUACUCCUACAUCACCCUCAACAGAAUUCGAGUGAAAUGUGUUGUCAAUGUGGAACCACAACACACAUCCCAACCACCGCAACAACAACAGUUCCUCUCGUCACUACUCCUACACCCACUACUACAACCUCAACAUCGACAGCUCCACCUACAACAAAAACAACAACUCAGACAUCCAGACCUAGUACAACUCCAACCACUCCUCCUACAUCAACUUCAACAGGAGUAACACCUACCCAAUGCAGUGGUGAAGAAACAUGUGUGUGGUCAGACUGGAUCAACCUUGGUCAGCCAACGUCUGGCUCUGAGGGUGGAGAAAAUGAAUCCAUUAAGAACAUCAUUGCUGCUGGUUAUCACAUUUGCUCAGCUCCAGAGGCAGUUGAAUGUAGAGCAAAACAAUUCCCUGGACGUCAGAUCUCUCAGCUUGGCCAAGAUGUGACUUGCAAUCCAUCUGUUGGACUGAUUUGUCAAAACAAUAAGCAAGGUCCUCAGCAAAAGUGCUUCGAUUACGAGAUUCGAGUGAAAUGUUGUCAAUGUGGAACCACAACACACAUCCCAACCACCGCAACAACAACAGUUCCUCUCGUCACUACUCCUACACCCACUACUACAACCUCAACAUCGACAGCUCCACCUACAACAAAAACAACAACUCAGACUCCCAGCCCUAGUACAACUCCAACCACUACUCCUACAUCACCCUCAACAAGAGUAACACCUACCCAAUGCAGUGGUGAAGAAACAUGUGUGUGGUCAGACUGGAUCAACCUUGGUCAGCCAACGUCUAGCUCUGAAGGUGGAGAAAAUGAAUCCAUUAAGAACAUCAUUGCUGCUGGUUAUCACAUUUGCUCAGCUCCAGAGGCAGUUGAAUGUAGAGCAAAACAAUUCCCUGGACUUCAGAUCUCUCAGCUUGGCCAAGAUGUGACUUGCAAUCCAUCUGUUGGACUGAUUUGUCAAAACAAUAAGCAAGGUCCUCAGCAAAAGUGCUUCGAUUACGAGAUUCGAGUGAAAUGUUGUCAAUGUGGAACCACAACACACAUCCCAACCACCGCAACAACAACAGUUCCUCUCGUCACUACUCCUACACCCACUACUACAACCUCAACAUCGACAGCUCCACCUACAACAAAAACAACAACUCAGACUCCCAGCCCUAGUACAACUCCAACCACUACUCCUACAUCACCCUCAACAAGAGUAACACCUACCCAAUGCAGUGGUGAAGAAACAUGUGUGUGGUCAGACUGGAUCAACCUUGGUCAGCCAACGUCUGGCUCUGAAGGUGGAGAAAAUGAAUCCAUUAAGAACAUCAUUGCUGCUGGUUAUCACAUUUGCUCAGCUCCAGAGGCAGUUGAAUGUAGAGCAAAACAAUUCCCUGGACUUCAGAUCUCUCAGCUUGGCCAAGAUGUGACUUGCAAUCCAUCUGUUGGACUGAUUUGUCAAAACAAUAAGCAAGGUCCUCAGCAAAAGUGCUUCGAUUACGAGAUUCGAGUGAAAUGUUGUCAAUGUGGAACCACAACACACAUCCCAACCACCGCAACAACAACAGUUCCUCUCGUCACUACUCCUACACCCACUACUACAACCUCAACAUCGACAGCUCCACCUACAACAAAAACAACAACUCAGACUCCCAGCCCUAGUAGAACUCCAACCACUACUCCUACAUCACCCUCAACAAGAGUAACACCUACCCAAUGCAGUGGUGAAGAAACAUGUGUGUGGUCAGACUGGAUCAACCUUGGUCAGCCAACGUCUAGCUCUGAAGGUGGAGAAAAUGAAUCCAUUAAGAACAUCAUUGCUGCUGGUUAUCACAUUUGCUCAGCUCCAGAGGCAGUUGAAUGUAGAGCAAAACAAUUCCCUGGACUUCAGAUCUCUCAGCUUGGCCAAGAUGUGACUUGCAAUCCAUCUGUUGGACUGAUUUGUCAAAACAAUAAGCAAGGUCCUCAGCAAAAGUGCUUCGAUUACGAGAUUCGAGUGAAAUGUUGUCAAUGUGGAACCACAACACACAUCCCAACCACCGCAACAACAACAGUUCCUCUCGUCACUACUCCUACACCCACUACUACAACCUCAACAUCGACAGCUCCACCUACAACAAAAACAACAACUCAGACAUCCAGACCUAGUACAACUCCAACCACUCCUCCUACAUCAACUUCAACAGGAGUAACACCUACCCAAUGCAGUGGUGAAGAAACAUGUGUGUGGUCAGACUGGAUCAACCUUGGUCAGCCAACGUCUGGCUCUGAGGGUGGAGAAAAUGAAUCCAUUAAGAACAUCAUUGCUGCUGGUUAUCACAUUUGCUCAGCUCCAGAGGCAGUUGAAUGUAGAGCAAAACAAUUCCCUGGACUUCAGAUCUCUCAGCUUGGCCAAGAUGUGACUUGCAAUCCAUCUGUUGGACUGAUUUGUCAAAACAAUAAGCAAGGUCCUCAGCAAAAGUGCUUCGAUUACGAGAUUCGAGUGAAAUGUUGUCAAUGUGGAACCACAACACACAUCCCAACCACCGCAACAACAACAGUUCCUCUCGUCACUACUCCUACACCCACUACUACAACCUCAACAUCGACAGCUCCACCUACAACAAAAACAACAACUCAGACUCCCAGCCCUAGUACAACUCCAACCACUACUCCUACAUCACCCUCAACAAGAGUAACACCUACCCAAUGCAGUGGUGAAGAAACAUGUGUGUGGUCAGACUGGAUCAACCUUGGUCAGCCAACGUCUGGCUCUGAAGGUGGAGAAAAUGAAUCCAUUAAGAACAUCAUUGCUGCUGGUUAUCACAUUUGCUCAGCUCCAGAGGCAGUUGAAUGUAGAGCAAAACAAUUCCCUGGACUUCAGAUCUCUCAGCUUGGCCAAGAUGUGACUUGCAAUCCAUCUGUUGGACUGAUUUGUCAAAACAAUAAGCAAGGUCCUCAGCAAAAGUGCUUCGAUUACGAGAUUCGAGUGAAAUGUUGUCAAUGUGGAACCACAACACACAUUCCAACCACCACCACAUCAACGACAGGUCCUCAUAUCACUACUCCUACACCCACUACUACAACCUCAACGUCAACAGUUCCAUCUACAACAAAAACAACAACUCUGCCUCCCACCACUACUAUUAUUCCUACAACUCCUUUUUUUGUAAUAACUGGUGAAACAGCGAAACCAUCGAUUCCAGUUACAAUCCCCCUUUAUUGUUCUUUUUGCCAUUUCAAUCAUACUGAUUUCCUCAUUGGCUCAAUUGUUUAUAAUGUCUCUGACCAUGAUGGAUGGUGCUACAUUGGUCUCUGCAACAAGACUUGUGAAAUAGAAACACAUUUGACCAGCUGUGGUACAUCAACUACCCCAGUUACUCCUACUUCACCAACCACUUCACAGCCCCCAACAACAACAGUUCCACAUGUAACAUAUCCAUCUGAGAAGAACUGUGACCAUGACCAUCCUCCAAGACAGAAUGGUGACAGCUGGAAACAUAACCAAUGCACCAACGGAACAUGCGCCAACGGGAAAGUUAUUUAUGAGCAUGUACAUUGUGAGACUCCGAAGCCUAUAGCAUGUGAAAAUAACUAUCCUCCAAUCCAAGUGUUUGACGAAUCUGGAUGCUGUUUCCACUAUGAGUGUCAAUGUAUAUGCUAUGGUUGGGGAGACCCUCACUAUGUCACCUUUGAUGGAACGUACUAUGGCUUCCAAGGAAAUUGUUCUUACGUCUUGGUCAAAGAAAUCCUGCCAAAGUACAACUUCAGUGUUGUAAUCGACAAUUACUAUUGUGAUGCCCCAGAUGGACUUUCCUGUCCUCAGUCUCUGACCAUUUUUUAUCAAUCUUACAAGAUAUUCAUGACCAAGAAGGACGUUGAUGGAGUUUUCACAAGUCUGAUUUAUGUAAACCAGAAACGCAUCAUCCCAGCAUAUGAGACCAAGGACUUCCGCAUCACAGACAACGGAAUUGAGACCCUUUUAGUCAUACCAGCAAUUAAUGCCAAGGUGUCUUUCACUGGUCUUAUGUUUAGCAUAUACCUGCCCUGGGACAAGUUCAGUGGCAACACUGAGGGACAGUGUGGUACAUGUGACAACAACCGGACAGAUGACUGCCGCUUGCCAAAUGGGACUAUCGAUUCAUCUUGUCCUGACAUGGCACACCAAUGGUAUGUGGCUGACCACAAUAACAGUCAGUGCACACCACCACCACCAGAGCCGAUACCAACACCACCACCAGGCUGUGAUCCACCCAUUUGUCAUCUCAUUCAAAGCAAGGUCUUUGAGAGUUGCCAUAAGAUAAUCCCCUACGAGCCAUUCCUUGUGGCAUGUAUCUUUGAUGCGUGUUAUAUGGAUGAUGUUACCAUUGGCUGCACCAGCUUGCAGACCUAUGCUGAUGCAUGUGCACAAGCAGGAGUCUGUAUUGAGUGGAGAAAUUAUACAAAUGGACAAUGUGACUUCACAUGUGAGAAACCCAAGGUUUAUAAAGCCUGCGGUCCACAAGUUGAACCAACCUGUAAUGCCUGGUACAAUUUCAAAUUCAUCCAGACUCAAAAUGAGUUCAGUGUCAUGGGAGAUAAACAAUUGGAGGGAUGUUAUUGUCCCCCUGGGACCACUCUUAUGAGUUCCAGCUCAAACUACUGUAUCCCCAGCUGUGAUAUUUGCCCAUUGCCAAAUGGAGAAUGGAAAGAGGCUAAUGAGACCUGGGUGAGCAACUGCCAGGAGUGUGUGUGUGACCCGUACAGUCUGGAAAUCCAGUGCCAGCCUAUGGCAUGCCAACAUCAGCCUCCUCUCACCUGUAAUCAGGAGGGCCAAGUUAAGGGCGUAGAAACCGUUGACUGUUGUCAAAAGGACAAAUGCGAGUGUGAUGUCACACGAUGCUCUACUUCCAAGAUAACUUGCCCAGUCGGAUUCGAGACAGAGGCAACUAUGGGAGUCUGCUGCCUAACUUAUCAAUGUGUGCCAAAGAAUGUCUGUGUGUUUAACAACACUGAAUAUCAGCCUGGUGCCAAUGUUCCUGGGGACAAGUGUAAGAAUUGUGUGUGUGGUGACAGUGUAGAUGCCCAAAGCCAUCUACAUAUCAUUGAGUGUCAUCCUACUGAAUGUGACACUCAUUGCCAGCAGGGCUAUGAUCAUCAAGCCGUUCCUGGGCAGUGUUGUGGGAAGUGUGUACAGACAAGCUGUGUGGUUAUGCUGCCAGAUAACACAACACACACUAUUCAGCCUGGUUCCGUCUGGAUACCAUCGGGAGACAAGUGUCUCAAGUAUGAGUGCGUAAAGAUUCAGGAGCAAUUCAUCCCAAUCGAGGCUAAGACUGUGUGCCCUGUCUUCCACCCAGAAGACUGCGUACCCGGAACUGAAGUCAUUGCUCCAGAUGGUUGCUGCCAUGUCUGUAUUCCAAUAACUAAGCCAUGCAAUGUGACAAAGAGCAAAGUGUACCUGGACAGCAAUGGCUGCAAGUCUGCAAACAAGGUGGAAGUGACAACAUGCAGUGGAUCCUGUGUCACCUACGCCAUGUAUUCUCUUGAGGCCAACAUGAUGGAGCGCUCUUGUACCUGCUGUCGGGAAGAAUCCACCACCAAGAAGGAAGUGGAGAUGAUCUGCCCAGACGGUUCAAAGUUCAACCACUCCUACAUUCACAUCAAUAAAUGUGGCUGCCAGAGGACAGAGUGCGUGACCCCGGAGGAGACCCAGGUCACAAGGUCACGACGCAGAAGAUGAAUGACUCUCCACUACCAUCCCUUUACUGCUUAGAUUAGUUCUCUAUUUAUGUUCAACUUGUUCAUGUUCCUGCAAAGUAAUCUGCUAAACAUAGGAGAAGUCAUUUCAGCUUCUUAUUCAUUUUUUAUUUUAUUUUAGCCAUUCAAAACAAUUAAAUAAAGUUGGCAAUAGGCUGUGCAUA